Molecule: messenger RNA, 508 nt
Organism: Raphanus sativus (radish)
Lineage: Eukaryota; Viridiplantae; Streptophyta; Magnoliopsida; Brassicales; Brassicaceae
Exons: 3
Coding region: 62-391 (109 amino acids)
Source: RefSeq, a predicted model, not a curated record
UUUCUAUCGUAUUUGAUAUAGUAGGUUAAGAUCGUCACUAGCUAUAGAUUUCUGUGCAGCGAUGGACUCUCGGCGUGUCUCGUCUUCUCAGCAGUCGCUCAGUGAAGAAGAUAAGAACAAGGAAGGAAGCAGCUCGGAAGAUGAUUGUUUUCUCUCAUCAUCACACGAACUAAGACUUGGAAACAUCCAAAACGGUCUAAGGGAGCUUAGCGUUGAUCACUCAUCCUUGGCUUCACUCCUCAGCAAGCGACUGGAUAUUACCUGGAACUCCAUGGUGAAAGCCAAGGAGAGUUACACCAGCAAGGAGUGGGAUGCUGUUCUUAAGCAUACUAGCGAUGCAAUUGAGCAAGGGGAGGCAAACGGGCUUUGCUUGCACUUUUACCUACUAUGAAACCUUAUGUGUCUUUUGAACCCUUGCAUUUGAAUUUGGGCAAAUAAGGGGACAAAAGCCCUUUACUUGCUUUUAUGUGUGGCCCAUUACAGUUAUGCAAAGUUGCAAACCCCAGCA